UGAGAAGGAAGAGAAAGUAAAGCUAGUGGUGAGUGUCAAUGUGGGAACGUGGAAUUAUUUUGGGCUGUCCGUGUUGAUUUGGGCAUUCGCAUACAAGGUGAUACCAAUUUGCUAAACACGCAAUAAGAGAUCACGGUGGAUUAGUUUGUUGAUCUGUGGCUCUGUGGCACUAGCAAGUGACAAGAUACCUCUGUGAGGAGAAUUGCAAUUUCCUGGUCCGGCGAUUGGCGUUGUACGUGCAGAAAUCCCUCUUCGUCCAUUGUCUCACCAAACUCCUGCCUUUUUGCUUCUCCCCAUCUCUCUCUCGUGGACUCUCCAACACAAGCCACACACGGCAAAGAAACAUUCCUUUUCAACCAGCCGACAACACACACACACACACGCGCGCGCCCCGUUUUGCCGAGAGGCCCAAACUAAUUGCGUCUUUUGCGGAGAUCUCGUGGGCAGUCAGGGGGAUGGACAAGGUGAUGCUGGACCGGAAGAUGGAUGUGGAGGCUCUGCAUGAGGACGUGGAUGGGGUGAGUGAGGAUGAGCCGGUGUCUGAGGGCGCUGCAGCCAUUAAGGAGGAGCUGAUGAAGAAACCGGCACCUGCGGACGGGGAGCGCCUCAAGCGGAAGGCGAAGCGCCUGGUGAAGCACAACAGUGGGGAUCGUGCCCCCACGAAUGCCAUGGAUUUCGUUGUGCCGCACCGCCGGUGGAAGAAUAGCCGCCGCUCCCGGAAUGGACGUGGCCGGGGAUUGCCGAAGAAAGGUGGUGCCGGUGGCAAGGGGGUGUGGGGCCUUCCGGGCUCGGAGAUCCUCGAGGAGGACUACGAGGAUCACAAUGAUCCCAACUACGACAGUGACGACAAGAACAUUGAGCUGAAGGAGGUGAUUCCGGACAUUACGCCCGAGGAGUACUACAAGCGCGUCGAGCCCAUCUUCCUCGAGUACUACGAGCACGGGGACACCCUGGAGGUGGCGCAGAGCUUGUACGAGGAGACAACGGACCCCCUGCGACCCCUCAUUACGUCCAUUGCCAUUGAGAUUGCCAUGGAUCACAAGCCAUCGCAUCGGGAGAUGACUUCUGUCCUCAUAUCCGAUCUCUACUGGCGCGUCGUGUCAAGCCGUGACAUCUCCCUUGGCUUCGACAUGCUCCUCAAGAACUUACCCGAUCUCAUUCUCGACACCCCGGAAGCUCCGACGAUUCUCGGCAACUUCAUCGCACGUGCCGUAGCGGAUGACUGCAUCCCACCGCGCUACGUGACCAAUCCGGAGGUGGAGGAGCUCAAUGAGCACGCCAUUACGGCACUCAAACGUGCCGAUACGUUGCUGAGCAUGAAAAAGGGCUGGGCCCACCUUGACAAUGUCUGGGGACUCGGUGGACCCUUGCGCCCCGUGAAUAUUAUUACGAAGCAAAUGACGCUCCUUCUGCAGGAGUACAUGUCCUCCAGGGACAUCAAGGAGGCUCACAGGUGUAUCCUAACCCUCGAAGUUCCUCACUUCCAUCAUGAGCUCGUCUAUGAAGCCGUUGUAAUGGCCCUGGAGUCCAUCAAUCAAUCAACGGAGGAGGCUCUUUGUGCCCUACUGAAGAGUCUCGAUGAUGCGUGCAUUGUGUCCCCAUUGAUGAUGGAACAGGGCUUCCAGCGUGUCUUUGACGACAUGACAGACAUUGUUCUCGACGUGCCAUUGGCGUACAUAAUGCUGGAUCGCUUCAUUGAGCGGUGCAGCCGUGCUGGUUUCUUGUCUGAUAAGACUAUCAGGAAUAUGCCGUCCAGAGGACGCAAACGCUUUGUGUCUGAAGGCGAUGGGGGUCAAUUUAAGUCCCCAACUCCAUCAUUUGCUCGUGACAACUAAAAGAAAAAAAAAGAGAGAGGGAGAGCAGCAUAGUUUGACUCACACACAGUUGGAGAAAAUGGAAGAGAAGAUUCCUUUUUUUCUUCUUCCUUUUUCCCCCACAGGAUAUGACGGAUGGCUGAUGGUAAAAUGGAUUAAGUACUUGCUACCUGAUUAUAAAAAAAAAAAACAACAUUGAAAGUCGCGCCCCCAGUUAAUACAUAACAACAUUAUAUACUAUUUCUUAUAUAAGAGGAAACAACUUACAAAUUAAGAAAUCACUUUUAACAAGAUUUUUCAUUCUCUCUUUUCCUCCAUUUUUUUGGUUUUAUUUGUAAGAGCAUUUAUUCAUUUAUGAAUGAAAAUGAAAUUUAAUCGUAAUUUGUAUUUUCUUUUUAAUGGAAUUUAUAUCUAUCAAAUGAAUUAACUACAUUUUGCUUUUUUGAAAAAAAGAAGAAAAAAAAUAAGAGAAAAGAAAUAUUCCAGACUUGGCCUUUUUUUCUCAAAUUUACUUAAAUAGUUUGUAAUUUUCUUUGCUUGAUUUACUUCUUUACUUUUCUUUUCAAUAAUACUGUAAGUAAUAUACAUAUUAUAAUAGAAUUAAAACGCAGUCUUGCAUUUCAUUAAGAAGAAGAUGAAGAAGAAAGUAAAAUAUAUUUCCGUUGAAGUUAUUCAUUAGAAAUACUCCUCAAAAAAAAUUUAAAAAAAAAAAUUAAUGAAAAAACUCUUGAAUUCAUGAGCAUCUCUUUGAUAUAUUUUAUAAAUUUGAGUCAAAAGGUGUUUAAUAAAAAAAAAAAACUUAUUUUGAAGAUGAUGAAGAAUUGGAAAAUGAUCGCAAACAAUGAAGAGACGAAAAAAUCAUUUACAAUUUCUAAAGAAAAAAAAAAGAGAAAUAAAGUGUUGAGUAGAUAAA
Molecule: messenger RNA, 2727 nt
Organism: Lutzomyia longipalpis
Lineage: Eukaryota; Metazoa; Arthropoda; Insecta; Diptera; Psychodidae
Gene: Pdcd4
Product: programmed cell death protein 4
Exons: 3
Coding region: 456-1835 (459 amino acids)
Biological process (GO): negative regulation of DNA-templated transcription
Cellular component (GO): cytosol; nucleus
Source: RefSeq, a predicted model, not a curated record